AAUGGAUGGAUAAGAUGCACAAUAUAAACCCAGAAGAUUGAAGCGACAUUGGAUUGAAUUGAAUCUUCGAUGCAGUUUUGCAAUCAGUCCAUCUCCGUCAACAGGCCUGUGAUUUUCUUCUCCAAAAUCUGGAAACCGAAAUCCAUCCUCUGUUUCUCCAGCUCGCCUGAGUCACAAUCAUCUCCACUCGCUCUCUCUAAAUCCCUUCAACUCGAAACCCUAAAAAUCUUAGAAUGGGGCUCAGUCUGCGACCAACUCUCCUCCUUCACCUCGACCUCCAUGGGCCGUUCCACUGCCCAAAGCGCCAAUGUUCCUUUUGGCCGAACUCUGGAGGAGAGCCGGAAGCUUUUGAAUCAGACUGCUGCGGCUGUCGCUGUGAUGGAGGUGAUGCAGUGUGAGGCUGAGCCACUGGACCUGUCAGCUGUCGUGGACGUAACAGAAAUUGUGGAUUCUGCUGUUUCCGGUUAUUUGCUCACGGCGAGGGAGCUUUGUGCUGUGAGGCGGACCUUGAGAGCGGCUAGGGCACUGUUUGAGAGGUUGAAGGAGGUAGCUGCUGCUGGUAUAGCAAGUUCCCAGAGGUGUAAUCCUCUACUUGAAGUACUUCAGAGUUGCAAUUAUCAGAUGGAGCUGGAGCGAAAAAUAGGAUUUUGCAUAGACUGCAAUCUUUUUAGAAUCCUUGAUAGAGCAAGUGAAGAUUUGGAGAUCAUUAGGUCUGAAAGGAAGAGGAAUAUGGAAAAUCUGGACUCUCUGUUGAAGGGAGUUGCAGCUCAGAUUUUUCAGGCUGGGGGCAUUGACAAACCUCUGAUAACCCAGCGGCGUUCUAGGAUGUGCGUUGGUGUUAGGGCUUCCCACAAAUAUUUGGUUCCAGAUGGUGUAAUUCUAAAUGUUAGUAGUUCUGGUGCAACAUACUUUAUGGAACCCAGGGAGGCAGUGGAAUUGAACAACUUGGAUGUCAGGCUUUCCGACUCUGAGAGAAUUGAGGAAAUAACAAUCUUGAGUUUGCUUACCUCAGAAGUAGCAGAAUCAGAAGAAGAAAUGAAGUACAUGCUAGAUAGGGUUCUAGAAGUUGAUCUUGCUUUUGCCAGAGCUGCUUAUGCUCAUUGGAUCAAGGGAGUCUGUCCAACUUUAACUGCUGUUAGCCGUGAGGAUUCAAAUACUACUGGAUCAGAUCAUUCUUUGUCAGUAGAUAUUGAAGGCAUACAACAUCCACUGCUCCUCGGGUUGUCUCUAAGCAAUUCAUCAGAUGCCAUGACGUCCAACUAUGAUGUAUCAGCUGAAUUUAAUGCGGAAAACAGUCUAACAACAUCAGGGAAUACAACAGAAAUUGUAUCUGAUUUUCCUGUGCCAAUUGACUUCAAAGUUCGACGUGGAACAAGUGUGAUUGUAAUCUCAGGACCAAAUACAGGAGGGAAAACUGUGUCCAUGAAAACUCUUGGUUUGGCAUCUCUAAUGUCCAAAGCUGGCAUGUAUCUGCCUGCGAAGAAGCAUCCAAGGCUUCCUUGGUUUGAUCUUGUGCUGGCUGAUAUUGGAGAUCCACAGUCUUUGGAACAAAAUCUCUCAACUUUUAGUGGGCACAUGUUGUGGAUUUGUAAGAUCUUGGAAGUGGCCUCAAAAGAAACACUUGUCCUCAUUGAUGAAAUAGGCACUGGAACCGAUCCUUCGGAAGGUGUUGCUCUUUCUACAAGCAUAUUGCAGUACCUCAAAGACCAUGUUAACUUAGCCAUUGUAACUACUCAUUUUUCCGAUUUAAGCUGCCUGAAAGAUAAGGACAAACGAUUUGAGAAUGCAGCUAUGGAAUUUUGCCACGAAACCCUACUACCUACCUAUCGGAUCCUUUGGGGAAGUAUUGGUGAUUCAAACGCAUUAAGUAUUGCUAAAUCAUUUGGUUUUGAUACCAAAAUAAUUGAUCGUGCCAAAAAUUGGGUGGAGAGGUUGAGUCCAGAAAAUCAGCAGGAGCGGAAAGGUCAGUUGUAUCAGUCGCUUUUGGAGGAAAGAAAGAAAUUGGAAGUUCAAGUUCAGAAAGCUGCAUCUCUUCAUGAAGAAAUAAUGGAUCUUUAUUAUGAGAUUCAAAAGGAGGCCGAUGAUCUUGAUAGCCGUGAGAUCGCUUUGACGGCAAAGGAAACUCAACUGGUCCAACAAGAAUUGAAUACUGCAAAAUCACAGUUAGAAAUUGUAGUACAUGAGUUUGAAGAUCAGCUUAGAACCGCCAAUGCUGGUCAACUUAAUUCACUGAUUGGGAAAUCAGAGUCUGCCAUCGCAUCCAUAGUUGAAGCUCAUUGUCCUCGUGACAAUUUCCCUGCCACUGAAACUAAUGUAACAUAUGCUCCACAAGUUGGAGAGCAAGUCUAUGUGAAGGGACUGGGAGAUAAGUUAGCUACUGUGGUCAAAGCACCUGAGGAUGAAGAGACUGUCUUAGUUCAAUAUGGUAAGAUAAAGGUCCGAGUAAAGAAAAGUCAUAUUAGAGCUAUUCCACGUAGCGAAAGCAGUAAUGCGACCCGCUCGGCCCUACAUUUGAAGAGACGGGUACAACUGAGACAAAAAUUCCAAAGUACUUCAGAGGCCAAAGGUGGUGGUGAUGUUUAUGGCCCUCGGGUGCAAACAUCAAAGAAUACUGUAGAUCUAAGGGGUAUGAGAGUUGAAGAAGCUGCUCUCCAGCUGAACAUAGCUCUCACUUCCAGAGAAUCGCAUUCAGUUCUCUUCAUUAUACAUGGGGUGGGCACUGGUGCUGUAAAAGGUCAUGCACUGGAGAUUUUAAAGAGCCAUCCGCGUGUUGCUAAGUAUGAACCUGAAAGCCCAAUGAAUUAUGGUUGUACAGUUGCAUAUAUCAAAUAGUACUAGUUUGUUCAAACAUUGAAUCAUUAGUUUAUUGGACAGACAUGAAAAUGGUAUAACAUUAUUGUUAAGGAUGCCUUCCCUACAUAUAUAAGCCGUCGGGUAUUGUUGAA
Molecule: messenger RNA, 2945 nt
Organism: Tripterygium wilfordii
Lineage: Eukaryota; Viridiplantae; Streptophyta; Magnoliopsida; Celastrales; Celastraceae
Product: endonuclease MutS2
Exons: 5
Coding region: 70-2832 (920 amino acids)
Biological process (GO): mismatch repair; negative regulation of DNA recombination
Molecular function (GO): mismatched DNA binding; ATP hydrolysis activity; ATP-dependent DNA damage sensor activity
Source: RefSeq, a predicted model, not a curated record